Messenger RNA from Cottoperca gobio, 667 nucleotides. RefSeq names its product neuropeptide B-like. The record is from RefSeq and is a predicted model, not a curated record. Gene Ontology annotation, biological process: feeding behavior; G protein-coupled receptor signaling pathway. The coding region runs from base 32 to 418 and encodes 128 amino acids. Gene Ontology annotation, molecular function: G protein-coupled receptor binding. The transcript has 2 exons. Lineage: Eukaryota; Metazoa; Chordata; Actinopteri; Perciformes; Bovichtidae.
AGUUGCGCAGGACCAAGCCUCAGUGAUCGACAUGGAGAUGCCCGCUAAACUCGUGUUCCCCAUCGUGAUCAUCUCCGUACUAGUGGCUUGCAGUCCCACGGAGGCAUGGUACAAGCAGAUGACCGGUCCAAGCUUCUACUCGGUGGGUAGGGCGUCCGGAUUGCUGUCCGGUAUCCGGAGGUCACCGUACGUAAGGAGAGCCGAGCAGGACCCGUCAGACAGCGAAGAGUUGAAGACUAACGGCGUGUUUCCUGAAUUAACUCCGCGCAGUUUCAUCCUGAAGACGAUGCCCGUUUGCAUCAAAGACAUCACACCAAACCUGCAGAGCUGUGAACUCUUCCAGGAAAGCAAGCUUUCAUUUAAGUGCAAAGCGGAAAUCUUCCUCACUCUGGACUCCGCAGACUGUGCAGGAGACUGAGCAGUGAAGCCGGCAGCUGGGCGGGAUGAUGCCAGGAUGAACUUCUUUUUUUUUUUUUAAAACAACUGUACAUGUCUCCAACUUAAAGUUUAACACUAAUGUUGUGCUGGAUGGAAGACAUGCUACUUUUAAUUUAAAAAUUGUAUUGAUUUUUAUGAUAAACCCAUCAUAAAACUUUAAAUCUGUAAAGGUAAUGUUUUAAUGUACAUAUGUGAUCUGAGAAUUCAUUAAUAAAUUAAUCGUAUUGCA